Molecule: messenger RNA, 512 nt
Organism: Penaeus monodon (black tiger shrimp)
Lineage: Eukaryota; Metazoa; Arthropoda; Malacostraca; Decapoda; Penaeidae
Exons: 4
Coding region: 168-434 (88 amino acids)
Cellular component (GO): extracellular region
Molecular function (GO): chitin binding
Source: RefSeq, a predicted model, not a curated record
CUCUGGUGUAGAAUGCUAAUUUCUACGUCUGUCUGGAAUUCUUUCGCAACGAAAUGCUUACGGAGGCUUGUAUUUAAGGUGAGGCUUCCUCUUCACAGGCCACAUUUAGACCUCCAAAGGUACUGUUGACGUUGUAGUCUCCCGACGCUAAUUAAGCACUUCUCGCUAUGGACAGAGUUCUCGCUCUGGCUCUUUUCGCUGCCUUGGCUGUCGCUGUGUCCGGAAACGGCCUGGGCUUCGGCCAGCCUCCCGCGUUCGAGUGCGAGACAACCGGUUACUUCGCCGACUUCUACCGCUCGUGCGUCGUCUACUACUGGUGCGAGGACGCCACCAGUAAGACCACAUACACGUGUGGGGAAGGAAAAAGAUUUGAUGAAGUUACGAAGAAAUGUUUGAACGAAGAUCAAGUCGACUGCCCUUUUCCCAGCUCGUAGAAUUUGAAGAUCUGUGUAUUUGUAUGUCAGUUGUACAUAUUUUUGUAAUGAUUUGUAUAAUAAAUAUUUUGCAUUAAA